Lucilia sericata (common green bottle fly) is the source of this 2212-nucleotide messenger RNA. It is a transcript of the gene Traf-like, whose product is annotated as TNF receptor-associated factor 3. Gene Ontology annotation, biological process: tumor necrosis factor-mediated signaling pathway; positive regulation of JNK cascade; regulation of canonical NF-kappaB signal transduction. Gene Ontology annotation, cellular component: cytoplasmic side of plasma membrane; plasma membrane signaling receptor complex. Gene Ontology annotation, molecular function: tumor necrosis factor receptor binding; ubiquitin protein ligase binding. The transcript has 6 exons. Bases 519 to 1922 code for a protein of 467 amino acids. Lineage: Eukaryota; Metazoa; Arthropoda; Insecta; Diptera; Calliphoridae. The record is from RefSeq and is a predicted model, not a curated record.
AUUUGCUCGCACUUGUCGUAGUAGUUAUUUUUACGAAUUUUAUUUAAAGUCAAUUUUAUUAAAUUGUAUUGAUUAAAAAACGCAAGAGAGAACGAAAAAAGAAUUUUCAAUUAAUGAAAUACACACUUCAUUUACACCCAUUAUUAUGCACAAGAAUGUGUACAAGAAAUUCAAAAGUUAAUUAAAGUGUAAUCAAGGCAAAUCAAAGUUUUAAGAAUACAUAGGUACAUAUUGAAGAAACAUAUAACAGAAAAAAAUUAAGUAAAUUAUUAAAAAAAAAAAAUUGUGAAAAUAUAUUUUGCCAACUUUUUGUCACAGACUUUAUCUAGUGAUAUGUGUUUUAAACAAAUCAAAUAAACAACUCCAAUUAUAAAACAUUUGCUCAUAGUAAUAUAAUAAUAUUCUGAUAAGAUAUCAAUAUUUUGUAUUGACCAUUUUUUGUUUAUUUGCUAAUACCUAAUAAAAUAAGAACUUAUUCUCGAUUUAAAAGAAAAUUUUAUAUUUAUAACGUUUCUUUAAUGAUGAAUGGUUCGAACAUAAAUAACGGUGAACGAAUACAACAACCGUCCACUUCCGGUUCAACAACAAUUGUGAAGUACGAAAAAUCUUCUUGUUUAUUUUGUAAUGAAUGGUUUGAUUCACAAACAUUUACGGAACAUCUAAUACACUGUGGUCAGGUUUUGGAACAAUGUCCUAAUACUUGCAAUGUAUUUGUGCCACGCAUACGUAUGCGAGCCCAUCUCAAAGAAUGUCCUCGAAUGUCCAAACGUAGAAGUGCCAGUUUGGAGAGAAUAGAUCAACAGGUCGAUCAUCGAGUACAGGUGGUGGAGAAUGAAAUAAACACUUUGAGAUCGGUGCUUAACGAAGAGAUACGCCAGCGUUUGCAUUUGAUCACAGAUGUCGGAAACUUACGAAAACAAAAUCAAAUACAUGAUGAAUGGACUCAUGCUACAGAGGAGAAUAUUAAAUCCCUACAGAAGCGUUUGCAAGAGGAAAACACUCAGCGCUGUUUUGAAGUCGAGCAGUGUCAACAGGAUUUUCGUUAUUGUUAUGACAUCACACAGGCCUUAAAAACCGAAAUUCAAAAUGAGAUAGAUGAUCUGGAAAAACACAUAAAUCAAAUGUCUUUGGAAGUAACACAACAUCAAAAUCUUUUAAAUGACAAUAUAAUGAAAUUGGAGGAAACAGUGGUGCAGAAUGAAAAAAAUAAUAGAGAUAAAUUUAUAGAAAUUGAAAAAUUUCUACAAGAAAUCAAUGUGGACUUAAAUACAAAGUUAGCUCCUAAUGAUGGUAAUGCUGCCAAAAAUGCUGCCCUAGAUUUAGAGGUGAAAAGUAUGAAACAUAUUGUUUGUGAAACAGAGGAACGUUGUGAUAAAUUGGAGAAAUUAUUGGUUAAAACUGAUCGUGAUUUACAUCAUACAAUGCAGCUGGUAUCCGAUUUGGAAAAUCAUAUUGCCACCCAGCAACGUUUGACUAGUUAUAUUAAUUCAAGAGGUCACUUAAUAUGGCGUAUAAAAGAUUUCUCCAAAAAACUGGAAGAAGCUAAGCAGUAUGAUACCAUCCUACACAGUGCCAUGUUCUCCAAUAAACCAUUUGGUUAUUCUUUAAGACUUGAUAUUUAUCUAAAUGGCAAGGGCACUUGGAAGGGACGUAAUAUGAUCGCAUGUUUAAAUGUUAUAGCCGGAGAAUAUGAUCCUCUACUCUCGUGGCCCUGUCGCCUACAGGCUGAGGUAAUAAUACGUGAUCAAACUUAUAAUCAAGGAGAAACAGAGGAUUAUAUUAAAAUAGUGAAUGUACGCAAGAAAAGUGAUGAUUAUAUACAAACUAAACAAUUUUUCCAUAUACCCCACAGUGUAUUGUCUCAACGUAAUUAUGUUAAGAACGAUAGUAUUUUUGUGGAAGUGAAAAUUUUGAAAAAUUGAGAAAAUUUUCAAUGAUUUUAUUAUAUAGUAAGUUAUUAACUUGCAGUUCCUCGAUUUGGAAAAUGGGACUUUCGAAAGUGUUUUCUUUUCUUUCGUUUUGUUUGAACUGAAAUGUUUCCAAAUCAAAUUUCUUUUGACAUCGAGGUCUUGUAAAUCAGUUUAUAAAGCAAUUUCCUAAGUACAGUUUAAGUUUAUUUAUAGGUGUUAAAAUUAUGAUUAAAAUUACAAAAUACUUUUAAAUUUAUAUUUUUAAUAUUUUUACUUUAUUUAUAUAAAUGUUUAGGAAUAAU